GCACGCGCUCACACAUAUAUACAUAGACACACUAGCGCGCACACAUACACAAACAUACAUGCAUAGGCGCGCACACACAGAGGCGUGCAAACCUCCUCCUUCCCUAAGGCGCGCGCGCGUACACGGGCACACACACUAAAUAGGACUCGCGCAGGGGUGCCACCUCCAACGGAGUCCGGGGCUGGACUAGGGGUGAAGGGCGGAGGUGGAAGCUCAGGUAGCUGGGUCACAGCGGCUGGGCGGGGCUGGAGGGUGGAGCCGGGGUGGGGGGCCGGCUGACAGCUGGUCCGGAGCGCGGCGGCGCCGGGAGGAUAGGAGGGAAGCUGGUGAGCCCGCAACCCGCAGCCUGAGCCCUGGCCCGGCCCGCCUGGCCCCCGCACCGCCAUGCCCUUGGCUUUCUGCGGCAACGAGAACGACUCGGCCGCCUACAAGGUGGACCAGGGCGUUCUGAACAACGGCUGCUUCGUGGAUGCGCUCAACGUGGUUCCUCACGUCUUCCUUUUCUUCAUCACUUUCCCCAUCCUCUUCAUCGGAUGGGGCAGUCAGAGUUCGAAAGUUCACAUCCAUCAUAGCACAUGGCUUCACUUCCCUGGCCACAACCUUCGCUGGAUCCUAACCUUCAUGCUGCUGUUUGUCCUGGUGUGUGAGAUUGCAGAAGGUGUCCUGUCAGAUGGGGUGGCUGACUCCCGUCAUCUGCACUUGUACAUGCCUGCCGGGAUGGCAUUCUUGGCAGCUAUCACCUCUGUCGUCUACUAUCACAACAUUGAGACCUCCAACUUUCCCAAGCUGCUGAUUGCCUUGUUGAUUUACUGGACUCUGGCCUUCAUAACCAAGACCAUCAAAUUUGUCAAGUUCUAUGACAACGCAAUUGGAUUUUCUCAACUCCGAUUCUGCCUAACUGGGCUGCUGGUCAUCCUCUAUGGAAUGCUCCUGACUGUGGAAAUCAAUGUCAUCCGAGUGAGGAGAUAUGUGUUCUUCAAGACGCCCAAGGAGGUGAAGCCGCCCGAAGACCUGCAGGACCUGGGUGUACGCUUCCUGCAGCCUUUUGUGAACCUGCUGUCCAAGGGGACCUACUGGUGGAUGAACACCUUCAUCAAGACAGCCCAUAAGAAACCCAUUGACCUGAAGGUCAUCGGGAAGCUGCCCAUUGCCAUGAGGGCUCGAACUAACUACCAGCGCCUCCGGGAGGCCUUCGAAGCCCAGAAGGGGAAGGGCUCCAGAUAUUCCCAGGGCUCCCGGGCCAUCUGGUGUGCUCUCUGCCAUGCCUUUGGGAGAAGGCUGGUCCUCAGCAGCACAUUCCGGAUCUUGGCUGACUUCCUAGGAUUCGCGGGGCCACUGUGCAUUUUUGGAAUUGUCAACCACCUUGGGAAAGAAAAUGGAGUCUUCCAGCCAAAGACUAAGUUCCUCGGUGUUUACUUUGUCUCCUCUGAAGAGUUCCUUGCCAACGCCUAUGUGUUGGCUGUGCUCUUGUUUCUUGCCCUCCUACUACAAAGGACGUUUCUGCAAGCAUCCUACUAUGUUGCCAUUGAAACUGGAAUCAACUUAAGAGGAGCCAUACAGACCAAGAUUUAUAACAAAAUCAUGCAUCUUUCCACAUCCAAUCUGUCUAUGGGAGAAAUGACUGCUGGCCAAAUCUGUAACCUGGUCGCCAUCGAUACCAACCAGCUCAUGUGGUUCUUCUUCUUGUGCCCAAACCUCUGGGCAAUGCCUGCACAGAUCAUUGUGGGGGUGAUUCUUCUCUACUACCUCCUCGGGGUUAGCGCCUUAAUUGGAGCAGCUGUCAUCAUUGUCUUGGCUCCAAUCCAGUACUUUGUGGCUACCAAGCUCUCCCAAGCCCAGAGGAGCACAUUGGAAUAUUCCAAUGAGAGACUGAAAAAGACCAAUGAAAUGCUCCGGGGGAUCAAACUUCUCAAACUCUACGCCUGGGAGAACAUCUUCCGUGCUCAGGUGGAGAUGACUCGGAGGAAGGAGAUGACCAGCCUCAAGGCCUUUGCCAUCUACACCUCCAUCUCUAUCUUUAUGAACACAGCACUCCCUAUUGCAGCUGUCCUGAUUACAUUCGUGAGUCACGUCAGUUUCUUCAAAGGAGCUAACUUCUCCCCAUCAGUGGCUUUUGCAUCUCUCUCCCUCUUCCACAUCCUGGUCACACCCUUGUUCCUGCUGUCCAGUGUGGUCCGGUCAACAGUCAAAGCUCUGGUCAGCGUCCAGAAGUUGAGUGAGUUCUUGUCCAGUGAGGAGAUUGUGAAGGAUCAGUGCUCCCAGCCUGAGCCCCCCUAUAACAGCCAGAGCAGCAAAUCUCAGGCAGUGCCACUCAAGGUUGUGAACCGUAAGCGGCCUGCCAGGGAUGACUGUAGGAACUUCAUGGGGCACCUGCAGAAUCUAGGGCCUGACGAAGAGCCAGACAACAGCUGUGUCCGGAUCACAGGGGGAUUUUUCACCUGGACAUCUGAUGGAGUCCCCACACUCUCUAAUAUUGCCAUCCGCAUCCCACAAGGGCAGCUGACCAUGAUCGUAGGCCAGGUGGGCUGCGGGAAGUCUUCACUGCUGCUAGCCACACUAGGGGAGAUGCAAAAGAUUUCAGGGGAAGUCUCCUGGAACAGCCUCCCAGACAGUGAGAUGGGCGAGGACUCCAGCCCAGAGAGGGAAACAAAUGCCGGCCCGGAUGUCAGAACAAGGGGUCCAGUGGCUUAUGCCUCCCAAAAGCCAUGGUUGCUUAAUGCCACAGUGGAGGAGAACAUUACAUUUGAAAGUCCUUUCAACAAACAACGGUACAAGGCUGUCAUUGAUGCCUGUUCUCUCCAGCCUGAUAUCGACAUCCUGCCCCAUGGAGACCAGACCCAGAUUGGGGAGCGGGGCAUCAACCUGUCAGGAGGUCAACGUCAGCGCAUCAGUGUGGCCCGAGCACUGUACCAGCAUACCAACGUCGUGUUCUUGGACGAUCCAUUCUCAGCCCUGGACAUCCACCUGAGUGACCACUUGAUGCAGGCUGGGAUUCUUGAGUUACUGCGGGAGGACAAGAGGACUGUGGUCCUAGUGACCCACAAGCUGCAGUACCUGCCCCAUGCAGACUGGAUCAUUGCUAUGAAAGAUGGUACCAUCCAGCGAGAAGGAACACUCAAGGAUAUCCAGAUGUCUGAGUCUCAGCUAUUUGAGCAGUGGAAGACACUCAUGAACCGACAAGAUCAAGAGCUGGAGAAGGAGACUGUGGUCAUUGAGAGAAAGAACAUGGAGGUCCCGAAGGGUCUGCCCAGGGCCAUGUCCUCCCGAGAUGGGCUCCUGCUGGAUGAGGAAGAGGAGGAAGAGGAGAUGGCAGAGAGUGAAGAAGAAGACAACCUGUCAUCUCUGCUGCACCAGCGAGCCAAGAUCCCGUGGCAAGCCUGUGCCAAAUACCUGUCCACGGCUGGCGUACUGCUUCUGCCCCUGCUGUUCUUCUCACAGUUGCUCAAGCAUAUUGUUCUGGUCGCCAUAGACUACUGCCUGGCCAACUGGACGGAUAGUGCCCUGGCCCUGGGCCCGGCCACAAGGAACUGCUCCCUCAGUGAGGAUUGCUCCUUCGACCACAGGGUCUAUGCCAUGGUAUUCACAGCUCUCUGCAGCCUGGGAAUUGUGCUGUGCCUGAUCACAUCAGUCACAGUGGAGUGGACAGGCCUGAAAGUGGCCAAGAGGCUGCAUCGAAGUCUGCUGAACCAGAUUGUCCUGGCCCCCAUGAGGUUUUUUGAGACAACUCCACUUGGAAGCAUCCUGAACAGAUUUUCAUCUGACUGUAACACAAUUGACCAGCACAUCCCUUCCACCUUGGAGUGCCUAAGUCGAUCCACAAUGCUCUGUGUCUCUGCGCUAGCCGUCAUCUCCUACGUCACCCCUGUGUUCCUCAUUGCCCUCCUGCCUCUGGCUAUUGUGUGCUACUUCAUCCAGAAGUACUUCCGGGUGGCAUCCAGCAGUUGGAUGACAGCACCCAGCUACCCCUGCUCUCUCACUUCUCAGAGACAAUGGAAGGGCUUAUCACCAUCCGAGCAUUCAGGUAUGAGGCCUUGUUCCAACAGAAGCUUCUCAAGUACACUGACUCCAACAACAUUGCCUCACUCUUCCUCACUGCUGCCAACCGAUGGCUGGAAGUCCGAAUGGCAAGUCCACACCCCUUGGGGAGUAAGAGGAAGUUUUGGGGGUGAGAGUCAAGGGUGUACCCAAAAGCAGCUUUCAGAGGAAUACAUUGGUGCCUGUGUGGUCCUCAUCGCUGCUGUGGCCUCCAUCACCAAAUCCUUGCACAAGGAGCUGCCUGCGGGAUUAGUGGGGCUGGGCCUCACCUAUGCCCUCAUGGUGUCCAACUACCUAAACUGGAUGGUGAGGAACCUAGCAGACAUGGAGAUUCAGAUGGGGGCUGUUAAAAGAAUCCAUGGUCUUCUGAAAACCGAAGCUGAGAAUUAUGAGGGGCUUCUGGCUCCAUCCCUGAUACCAAAGAACUGGCCAGUCCAAGGAAAGAUCCAGAUACAAAACCUGAGUGUCCGCUAUGAUAGCUCCCUCAAGCCAGUCCUGAAUCAUGUCAAUGCCCACAUCUCCCCAGGGCAGAAGAUUGGGAUCUGUGGCCGAACAGGCAGCGGAAAGUCGUCCUUCUCUCUUGCCUUCUUCCGCAUGGUCGACAUGUUUGAAGGGAGGAUCGUCAUUGAUGACAUUGACAUUGCAAAGCUGCCCCUGCAGACCUUGCGAUCCCGACUUUCCAUCAUCCUCCAGGACCCCAUCCUCUUCAGUGGCACCAUUCGGUUCAACCUGGAUCCAGAAAAGAAGUGCUCAGACAGCACCCUGUGGGAAGCCCUGGAGAUUGCCCAGCUAAAGCUAGUGGUGAAAGCACUGCCGGGGGGGCUAGAUGCCAUAGUCACAGAAGGUGGAGAGAAUUUCAGCCAGGGACAGAGGCAGCUCUUCUGCUUGGCAAGGGCCUUUGUGAGGAAGACAAGCAUCUUCAUUAUGGAUGAGGCCACAGCCUCCAUCGACAUGGCCACGGAGAACAUCUUACAGAAGGUGGUGAUGACAGCCUUUGCUGACCGCACUGUGGUCACCAUAGCGCAUCGAGUGCACACCAUCCUGAACGCCGACCUCGUGAUUGUGAUGAAGCGUGGAGCCAUACUGGAAUAUGAUAAGCCUGAGGUGCUGCUCAGCCGCCCAGACAGUGUCUUCGCUUCCUUUGUCCGGGCUGACAAGUGACCUGGGCUGGAAUGACUCUAAGUGCCAUUUUCCCCCUUUUUGCCUCCUCCUCCAACCUGGAUUUUCUAGCUGUAUAAAUCAUUUGUAAAUAAAGAGAUCAAUUAUUUCCUACCAGA
Dromiciops gliroides (monito del monte) is the source of this 5312-nucleotide messenger RNA. It is a transcript of the gene ABCC8, whose product is annotated as ATP binding cassette subfamily C member 8. Gene Ontology annotation, molecular function: ABC-type transporter activity; ATP hydrolysis activity; ATP binding. The transcript is spliced from 39 exons. Gene Ontology annotation, cellular component: membrane. Bases 385 to 5196 code for a protein of 1603 amino acids. Gene Ontology annotation, biological process: transmembrane transport; potassium ion transport. The record is from RefSeq and is a predicted model, not a curated record. NCBI's taxonomy places the organism in Eukaryota, Metazoa, Chordata, Mammalia, Microbiotheria, Microbiotheriidae.